This is a messenger RNA of Eucalyptus grandis, 859 nucleotides long. Its product is annotated as late embryogenesis abundant protein At5g17165. The transcript is spliced from 2 exons. The coding region runs from base 239 to 616 and encodes 125 amino acids. NCBI's taxonomy places the organism in Eukaryota, Viridiplantae, Streptophyta, Magnoliopsida, Myrtales, Myrtaceae. The record is from RefSeq and is a predicted model, not a curated record.
GUAGUACGGGGGCCGGGGUAGGUGGACCUGGCCACCUUGUGAUGGCAGUUGGGCGUUCUUUGGGCUCCUCUUCUUCAUCCACCCCUCUCUCUCUCUCUCUGUGUCUCUGUGCUUCCUAAUUGGGCGAUCCAACUGAUCUCUCACCUUUUUGCUCUUCGUCUUCAAUCCAUCUUCUUGUGCUUCUUCGGCACGCAGAGAGUUUCUUUGUGUUUCAUAGCAGAUAAGAAAGUGCUUUUGUAUGGCCGCCAGCUCGAGGACUUCUGGGAUCGCUGGGAUCGGCAAGCGAGUUAUCUCUCAGAUCUGGAGCCCCAACUCCCCCCGCCCACCUCCUCCCUCUCUUGCUCUCAGGAGAGCUGCCCACACAUCCGUGUAUGACAAGAACCCAGAGGAUCAAGUCGCAUCGACCGUGGUCCCUGAUGAAGUGAUUGACGCUCCAUCCGACAAAUACUGGGCUCCCCACCCCAAGACCGGGGUGUUUGGGCCUGCGACUGACCAUCACCUCCGUGCCCACGGCGAGCUUCCUAAGCCUGGUGAUGCCGAGAACUCGGUGCUGGAGGACACUGCUUGGUUCCGCCCCACUAGCCUCGAGGAUCUUGAGAAGCCUCCUCACCAGUAAAUUAGUACAUGGGUCCAACCGCUAGCUAUCAUAUGCAAGCCACCUCGGUGUCAUCCUUGAGAAGAAUAAUUCGUUUGUAGCUGUAAUAUAUAUUUAAGUACUGAAGAUGUGGAUUUGAGCUUGAUAGCUUGCAAGUAUCGCUCCUACCCAUCAAAGUAGGAGCUACAUCUUGUACCUAUGGGAUUGUUGUAUUUUUCCUGGAGUUUGGUAUAAGAUGUUCGGAUGUGCCUACUUUAUUCUUCA